This is a messenger RNA of Cinara cedri, 294 nucleotides long. NCBI's taxonomy places the organism in Eukaryota, Metazoa, Arthropoda, Insecta, Hemiptera, Aphididae. The record is from the annotation of a GenBank genome assembly.
CAAUGCUUGCCAACACCGGUUCUCAAAACCAAUAUGAUAUUUUACAAAAAACAACUGUGGACCGAUAAUAAAACAAUAAGAGAUAUCAGACAAAAGACAACAUAUUGUUACAUAUGGCAUAAAGCUCUUGGUGAACAUAGGUCAAAUGAAGUUGCAUCAAUAGUUGACAAAUAUAUUGAAGAUAAUUUAACAAAUAGCAUUGAACAUUUAAUUACGUAUUCAGAUACUUGUUCUGACCAGAAUAUAAACGUAGCAUUGAUGUGUAUGCUUGCAGUAAAACUCAUUCAUCAUUAA